Molecule: messenger RNA, 1794 nt
Organism: Erigeron canadensis
Lineage: Eukaryota; Viridiplantae; Streptophyta; Magnoliopsida; Asterales; Asteraceae
Exons: 3
Coding region: 1-1794 (597 amino acids)
Source: RefSeq, a predicted model, not a curated record
AUGACAUCUUUCGGUGCAAAGAUUGAUAACUCUAUCAAUAACGGAACUGGCCCAUACCUCUUUAGAAUUGAAGGACAAAUACAUCAUUGGUUAGGGACCUUAUGUCCUCCGGCUAAUGAGAAACCUCGAUUUUUACAAAUGUAUAUUUAUGACACUGAGAAUGAAGUCUCUAACACAUUACAAAUCUUCAGUGACAAUACUCGAUCUCAACUAUCAGCUAACUUUGUCUCCCUUAUUACAAAUGAACUACAGGAAUGCAAUGAGUUAGUAAAACUUUUUCAUACCGCUAAGGAUCUCAUUCAUUCAACUGACGUGCCAAACUUUUGUAUCCGUUUAUAUGCGUCACAUCAACAAUUAUGCUACGAUAAACCCUUUGCUGGUUGCAUCGGAGCAAUUGUCAAUGACAAUGACUGCUUCUCUAAUAGCUUUGACAUCAUCAUACGUAACAAAGAUAGUGGUCCUCAACGUAUCAACAAACUACACCCUAUGUACAUGUCAUUGCAAUAUCCAUUAUUGUUUAUAUAUGGUGAACCUGGAUGGUCUCCUGAUAUGGGUCUAACUACACCUCCAGACGCUAAAGAGAGAAGUUUGUCAAUGAACAUGCUUAACCAAGACAUAUUUAGAACCAAGCAUCUUCAAGGGAUUCAUGAUGCUAUCUUAAAGGGAGACCACGACAGGCGUGAUAUUGGGAGAAGAAUAAUUUUGCCAUCUUCCUUUACAGGAGUCCCUCGGUAUAUGUACAAGCAUUAUCAGGAUGCUUUGGCAAUAUGCAGAGUCCAUAGAAACCCACAAUAUUUCAUCACUUUUACAUGUAAUGUAACAUGGUGUGAAAUUCUGAGAUAUAUGGCUCAGUAUCCUUUGCUCAAAGCCCAGGACCGUCCAAACAUUAUAGCAAGAGUUUUACAUAUAAAAGUUAACUCACUACUUAAUUUCCUGAAAACAAAGAAACCAUUUGUUGAGGUCGCUGCAGAUCUAUAUACCAUCGAAUUCCAAAAAAGAGGCCUACCCCACUAUCAUCUGCUGUUAUGGGUUGUCCCUUCACAGAAGAUUAAAGAUGCCGAAGAUAUAGACAACUACAUUUCAGCUGAAAUUCCCGAUCCAUUACUUGAACCCAAACUAUACAAAAUAGUUUCUGACUGUAUGAUGCAUGGUCCCUGCGGUCUUGCAAAUGUGAAUUCACCAUGCAUGAAAUCAGGCACUUGCUCCAAAAAGUUUCCAAAAAACUAUGAGCAAACUAUGUCGUUUGACAAAAACGGGUACGCUAGAUACAGGAUACAAUUGACACCUCAUUCUGUAGUCAAGAAUGGCGUCCCAUUAGACAACCAAUUUGUCGUGCCUUACAAUCGUACACUCUCUUUACAUUACGAGGAACACAUAAAUGUCGAGUAUUGCGGCUGGAGUAUGUUGAUUAAAUACUUAUUCAAGUACAUAUCCAAAGGAACUGAUCGCAUACGUUACGCAAUCACAAGAUCUCCUGCUCUACCUAAUGAACAUGCAACAAACAACAAUGUCCCACAAAUUGAUGAGAUAAGUAACUUUGUUGACGGACGUUUCAUAUGUCCCCACGAAGCCGCAUGGAGAAUAUUUAAUUUCCUAAUCCAUGAUAGAAAUCCGCCUGUGCAAGUAUUAUCAGUUCAUCUAGAGAACAUGCAAAACGUACGCUUCAAAGAUAAAGAUCGCCUACCUAAUGUUGCAAGGAAUCCAAACGUGGCAAAGACUACACUGACUGAAUGGCUUCGAAUAAUCAGAUGGAUUCGAGAGGUCGACACCUGCGUUACAUCGACUACCUUUUAG